GAGAAGGACCUCAUCCACAAGCUGUUCAAGGUGCUGGCGCCCCGGUUCCAGCCCCACCCCGGCAGCUACACCCGCCUGGUGCAGAUCCCCAACCGGGAUGGCCUCGACCGUGCCAAGAUGGCAGUCAUCGAGCUCAAGGGGAACCCCUUCCCGCCGCUCAUCACCCCGCGCCGCGACACGGACAAAACACUGCUCAACCAGCUCCUGAAGGGCUACCGGGAGGACAUGCGGCGGGCAGUGGCCCCCGAGGGCACCUCUGUCUAG
This is a messenger RNA of Tauraco erythrolophus (red-crested turaco), 264 nucleotides long. Lineage: Eukaryota; Metazoa; Chordata; Aves; Musophagiformes; Musophagidae. The record is from RefSeq and is a predicted model, not a curated record.